This is a messenger RNA of Phytophthora sojae, 522 nucleotides long. RefSeq lists its product as hypothetical. Lineage: Eukaryota; Oomycota; Peronosporomycetes; Peronosporales; Peronosporaceae. The record is from RefSeq and is a predicted model, not a curated record. Bases 1 to 522 code for a protein of 173 amino acids. The transcript has a single exon.
AUGGUGAAGGUGGAGAUCUUGCUAUCAACUUUGGCUGCCGCAGCGUGCACCGCUAGCGUCGGCAUCGCGGUCUGGAAGCUCGUGUUGGACCGACCAAAAGACUCAAACGAACUUGCAAGACGGAAGACACCCCGGAAUGCUAAAGAUGCGGACGCAUUUACACCUGAAGUCUGUGGCCAGGAAGAAGAACGAGAGGAAGGAGACAACGAAGGGCGAUCCGAAAUUCCUGAAACGACCCCAGAAUGUCCACGCGCUGAAAUAGUGCCGAAGGGAGAACCCCAUGGCGAAUGGACGAACGAGAAUUUGCUGCGCGGUACGACAAAUAGCGGCUUGAAACCCGACUGGGAGUCGUCUUCAGACAUCAACGAGUGGUCCAGCGUCGCUGACGAUGAAGAAGAUCGCCAAGUCUUAGAUACGCCAAAGAAACCACGGAAACGAGGCUCCUCCUUUCCGCAUCACAACACACAGAGGCCUGUGAAGUGGGUCCAUAUUGGAUACGGUCGCUAUGAAAAGUGCACAUAG